UUAUAUUAGUGCAGAACACUGUACCUUUAAUUUAAAUGCCCUUGGAGUCUGCUGGGGAAGAGAAAUAAUACUGUCAGUCAGUAUGACAUGCAGAUGAGUGCCGUCGAUCUUAGAAUCACCGCACACUUCACUCAUUUGGGCAGUCACGGGGCCAAAACCAGAGUGUGGAGCCACAGUGUGGCGGUGGAGGCAGCAGCAAUGGGAGGCCAUACAGCACCCUAUUACAAAAUGGAACCCACCAGCAGUGUGAGGAGACCUGAAAGUGGCACAUGGCAGAGUGUGGCGAUGGAGACAGCAGCAAUGGGAGGCCGUACAGGGACCCAUGACACACUCUGGACCUGGCAGCAGCAUGAGGAGGCGGUACAGGGGCCCAUGACAGAUUACGGGCCUGGCAGCAGCAUGAGGAGGCGGUACAGGGGCCCAUGGCAGAGGAUGGAUCUGGCAGCAGUAUGAGAAGGCGGUACAGGGGCCCGU
This is a messenger RNA of Staurois parvus, 474 nucleotides long. The record is from the annotation of a GenBank genome assembly. NCBI's taxonomy places the organism in Eukaryota, Metazoa, Chordata, Amphibia, Anura, Ranidae.